AUGAGGAUUAUCUCCUGUCAGUCGACCCUUGUGGCUGUAGUUGUGGUAACACUCACUGUGGUGUCCUGCAUUGAAGCUAAGACUACACAGAAGCCGAAGUACCAGUACACCAAGAAACCCAUCCCUCAGAUCACCGUUCACAGCCCUGUGACCACCAGCAUGCCUAAGACUCAAAAGAUAUUGCCAAGUGCAAAACCUGUGGUGCACCAGCCGCCGCCCACCACAGACAGGACCACCUAUCCCAGCCAAGUCUUUCCAAAGUACUACACAGAGAACACUGAGGCCCCUGGUGUUGGCCCUGAGAACUACACCCUUGACUACAAUGAGUGUUACUUCAACUUCUGUGAGUGCUGUCCACCUGAGAGAGGCCCCAGGGGGCCAAAAGGAGACAGGGGCCUGGCAGGGCCGCCAGGAGAAACAGGUCUUACAGGAGCAACUGGCUCUCCAGGACCACCUGGAGUGAGUGGUCCUAUGGGGUUAAAAGGAGAUAAAGCGGAAAAAGGUGACAGAGGAAGCAGUGGGACCGCUGGACCACCAGGAGUCCCAGGAAAACCAGGCCAAAAAGGUGAUGUGGGCUCAAAAGGUGAGAAAGGUGAAAUAGGGUUGCAAGGUAUCAGAGGUGGUACUGGGGAGAAAGGGGAACCUGGCCAGAAUGGGACUGCUGGUGAGAAAGGAGAACCAGGAAAAGAGGGGCCAGCUGGACCUCCAGGAGUGGCUGUUGAAUCAGGUCCAAAGGGAGACAAGGGGGAUAAGGGGGAGUGUGGCACAUUUGGGGAGAGAGGACCAAAAGGUGAGCGAGGGGAUUCUGGGCCUCCUGGUAUCCCAGGGGUGAUGGGCAUUCCAGGAAUAAAUGGCAAGCAUGGUUCUCCAGGUCCUGUAGGUGUCCGAGGGGACCCGGGACCUCCUGGCGCACAAGGAGAACCAGGAGUUAGAGGAGCUCAGGGACCACAAGGCAUAAGAGGCAUGCCUGGGCCAAAAGGGGACAGAGGUUACCCUGGGAUGAGAGGUGAGCGGGGCUUUCGUGGAUUCAAGGGAGCGAAGGGAUCAGGGAUUCCUCAAAAACGCUCAGCCUUCAGUGUAGGUAUCUCUCCAAGAAAGUCCUUCCCUCCCUCUGGCUUCCCGAUCCGCUUCGACAAAGUCUUCUACAAUGAGGAGAACCACUUCAACGUCACUUCAAACAGCUUCACAUGCGUCCAUGCCGGGGUUUACGUCUUCUCCUUCCACAUCACCGUACGCAAUCAACCACUGCGAGCCACACUGGUGGUGAACGGGUCACGGCGGGUAAGGACACGGGACUCUCUGUAUGGUCAAGACAUCGACCAGGCGUCCACUCUGGUGGUGCUGCGGUUGGCGGUGGGUGAUCAGGUGUGGAUGGAGACGUUUAGAGACUGGAACGGGGCGUACGCCAGCAGUGAAGAUGACAGCAUCUUCUCUGGAUUCCUGCUUUACUCAGACAAGGCCUGA
Molecule: messenger RNA, 1464 nt
Organism: Chelmon rostratus (copperband butterflyfish)
Lineage: Eukaryota; Metazoa; Chordata; Actinopteri; Chaetodontiformes; Chaetodontidae
Gene: otol1b
Product: otolin 1b
Exons: 4
Coding region: 1-1464 (487 amino acids)
Molecular function (GO): protein binding
Source: RefSeq, a predicted model, not a curated record